AUGGCCUCUAACGACGAGGUUGAGGCAAUCGCCUCUGACCCAAACUUCGAGAUCAUCACAACCUUUGCCUACUCGGCAGGUCUCCCCCAGAACGAGGCAUCUCUGCCGGGGUCACACUGCUACCUGCUUCAGCACGGGAUCGAUCGUCUCCAAGCUGCGGCGUCUGAUCUUUCAUGGGCCGCCGUGACUGAGGACUUGCGUAGCAUCGACCGUGUACAAUCAUUGUCCAAGCAGGUCAGCGCUCACAUGCUUUCAACCCACGGCGAAGCAUCCAAGGACCCGGGCAGACGCUUCAUCGUGCGCUUGGCGUUCAAGAGAGACGGGAUUCUCAGCAUCAUGUCGGGCCCGAGGCCCACCUCAACGGAUUCCCUUUACCCAAGAACCUUGUCGAACAUCACGGACUCUCUCAGUACUUCAGAAAUCCCUGUGUACCUGGACAUGGAGCCGACAAAGCCUUCACUGUUCACCAAGCACAAAACAACGCAUCGCCAGUCUUACAGCGCCGCUUGGAAACGUGCGGGUAUAGACGAGGCGACGUCGCCUGCUGAAUGUGACGUGCUGUUACAGAAUGACAAUGGUCAUAUCAUGGGAGCCGCGUUUAGGACGGUGUACUUUUGGAGGGAUGGUAGAUUGGUGACUCCGAGUAGUGUGACUGGAUGCAAGAUGGGCGUCUCGAGAAGAUGGGCAGUGGAAAAUGCGGGCGUGAAGGAAACAUUGAUCACAGCUAUGGACAUCGGCGAUGGCGAGGUGGUUUGGUUGAGUUCGGCUGUAGGGGGCUUCAUACAGGGAAAGGUCACUCUGGAAAGAAAGACUCGAGAUGAAUAA
Messenger RNA from Colletotrichum fioriniae, 825 nucleotides. It is a transcript of the gene ABZ2, whose product is annotated as Aminodeoxychorismate lyase. Lineage: Eukaryota; Fungi; Ascomycota; Sordariomycetes; Glomerellales; Glomerellaceae. Gene Ontology annotation, molecular function: catalytic activity. The record is from RefSeq and is a predicted model, not a curated record.